AAUUUAAAAAAAAUAGGAGUAAUAUAAUACACACAAAAGAUACUAUUUAAUCAUCUUUGAUCUUUGUAAUAAAACCGUCAUAUAUAUUUUCCUCCAUGGAAGUAUUAAAGGAAUCUCAAAUCUUCCCAAACACAAAAUUAUCUUUUCUACGCGUAUUCCUCCCUUAAAAAGCUGUCACCUUUUAAACACAAAACAAAAUCCAACCCAUUUUACUCUUUCUCUUCCCACCACCAUUAAUAUCCCUUCUCCUUUCUCUCUCUAACCUUCACCUAUCUUCCUCCUCUUUCUCUCUCUAACCCUUCAAUGGAACUUACUAGAACUACCCUUUUCAUCUUCUUCUUCCUUUUCCUUUCCUUUUCUUCAGCAGAUGAUAAAUCCACCAUGAAUGACUUUCUUUUAGCUUUUACUUCACCUCCUUCUGGGUGGGAUUCUUCUACUGAUUACUGUAAAUGGAAAGGUGUUAAUUGUGAUUCUAAUCAACGGGUUACUUCCAUUAAUCUUGCUAAUCAAGGUUUAAGUGCUGUUUUACCAGUUUCAUUGAACUCACUUUCUCAACUUACUACACUUUCCCUUCAACAAAAUCAGUUUCAUGGGUCUUUACCUUCUUUAUCUGAUCUUUCUAAUCUUCAAAAUAUUUUCUUAGAUAAUAAUAAUUUUACUUCUAUAAAGAAUGGAACUUUUUCUGGGUUAACUGCUCUUCAAAUUCUUUCAAUUUCUUUCAAUGAGGCUCUUUCUCCUUGGCCUUUUCCUUCUGAAAUUAAGGAUUCUGUGAAUUUGGUUAGUUUUUAUGCAAGUAAUGCUAAAAUGGAAGGUGAAAUUCCAGAUCUUUUUGGAGUUUUUCCUGGGUUACAGAAUUUAAGGCUCAGUUACAACAAUUUUAGUGGGUCAUUGCCUAGUUCUUUUAAUGGGUCUUCAAUUCAAGUUCUUUGGAUUAAUAAUGCAGGUCUUUCGGGUUCGAUUGAUGUGGUUUCGGGUAUGACCCAAUUAACUCAGGUAUGGCUUCAUGGUAAUAGAUUUACUGGUCCAAUUCCUGAUUUAUCUAAUUGUAAAGAGAUCUUUGAUCUUCAAUUAAGGGAUAAUCAAUUUACUGGUAUUGUUUCAUCUUCUAUUGUUUCUUUGCCUAAAUUGUUGAAUGUUAGUCUUCAAAAUAAUGAACUACAAGGGCCUUUACCUGAAUUUCCUAAAACUGUUGAGAAAUGGAGUUUAGGGAAUAGUAGUAAUACUAAUAGUUUUUGUAGGGAUGAUUUUGGGGAUUGUGAUCCACAGGUUAAUACUUUGUUGGAUGUUGCUAAGGAUUUAGGGUUUCCUAUUAAGUUAGCUGAUUCUUGGAAAGGGAAUGAUGCUUGUAAUCAAUGGAGUUUUAUAACUUGUGAUUCUAAUAAGAAGGUUAUUAUUGUUAAUUUCGCGAAACAAGGGUUUUCGGGUACUAUUUCUCCGGCAUUUGCGAAUUUGACAUCGUUGACGGAUUUGCUUUUAAAUGAUAAUAACUUGACUGGAACUAUACCUGCUAGCUUAGCUAUAUUGCCUAAGCUUAAGAGGGUUAAUGUGUCUAAUAAUGAUCUUAGUGGGAUAGUUCCGAGCUUUAGUUCUAAUGUGAAUCUGGUUGUUGAUGGAAAUAAGAAUAUUGGAAAGGUGCUACCACCACCUGGUAGUUCUCCUGGUGGGUCUGGUUCAUCGAAAUCGGGUGGUGGGUCAAAUGGUUCUUCGGUUUCGGGUGGUAUGGUGGCUGGUGUGGUGAUUGCAGUUGUCGUUUUCGUUGUGGUUGUGAUGUUUGUUUUGUACAAGUGUUAUAUGAAGAGAAGACAUAGGAAGUUUGGGAAGGUUCAAAAUCCGGAAGUUGGGAAUGAGAUGGUGAAGACCAAUGUAGUCGAGGGAACGAAUGGUUAUGUAGGUGUUACAAGUGAGUUGCAAAGCCAGAGUAGUGGUGAUCAUGGUGAUUUUCCGGUGUUUGAAGGUGGAAAUGUAGCGAUCUCAAUCCAAGUUCUUCGACAAGUGACAAACAAUUUUAGCGAGAAUAAUAUAUUGGGACGUGGAGGAUUUGGAGUCGUGUACAGAGGGGAGUUGCACGAUGGAACUAAGAUUGCUGUUAAGAGGAUGGAAUCUAAUGCAAUGGGAACCAAAGGGAUGAAUGAGUUUCAAGCUGAAAUUGCCGUGCUUACGAAGGUUAGGCAUAGGCAUUUGGUUGCUCUUCUUGGGUUUUGCGUCAAUGGCAAUGAGAGGCUUUUGGUAUACGAGUACAUGCCACAGGGGCACUUAGGGCAGCAUCUGUUUGAGUGGCAAGAACUCGGACAUUCUCCUCUUACAUGGAAGCAGCGAGUCACCAUAGCUUUGGAUGUUGCUAGGGGGGUUGAGUAUCUGCACAGUUUGGCACAAUCAAGUUUCAUUCACCGAGAUUUGAAACCUUCUAACAUCUUGCUUGGGGAUGAUAUGAGAGCCAAGGUUGCUGAUUUUGGUCUCGUGAAAAAUGCACCCGAUGGAAAAUAUUCAGUUGAAACACGAUUGGCUGGAACAUUCGGCUACCUAGCUCCUGAGUAUGCUGUUACGGGGAGAGUGACAACUAAAAUUGAUGUCUACGCAUUCGGUGUAAUUUUGAUGGAACUUAUCACUGGUAGGAAAGCUCUUGAUGAGACGAUGCCAGAUGAGAGGUCCCAUUUGGUGACAUGGUUCCGUAGAAUCUUGAUCAACAAGGACAACAUCCGAAAGGCAAUCGACUCUAUUCUUGAUCCAGACGAUGAGACUAUCGAGAGCAUUUUUAGGGUUGCUGAGCUGGCAGGCCAUUGCACUGCUCGUGAGCCGCAUCAGAGACCCGACAUGGGACACGCUGUAAAUGUGUUGGGCCCACUCGUAGAGCAAUGGAAGCCUUCGUGCCAAGACGAAGAUGAUACCGAUGGCAUUGACCUACACAUGAGCCUCCCUCAAGCUUUGCAAAGAUGGCAAGCCAACGAGGGCACAUCGACAAUGAUCAGUGAUAUCUCCUUCAGCCAAACUCAAUCCAGCAUUCCGUCAAAACCCACCGGAUUUGCCGACUCAUUUGACUCGAUGGACUGUCGGUAAGCUAUGAGUGGCGUUGAAAACAUGAGCAGAUUCUUUCGGCUAAAAGCUACCGGCAACUCCCAUCUUUCACCCUAGUGAUUCCAAGAUUGCAUGAGUCAGUAAAAUUGUAUUUAUUUCAUGGAUUUGUUUAUUUAUUACUCUCUUUUUUUGGGUUCCUAAUUGCUCAUUAAGAUCUUGUGAGCUAACCCAAAAAAGGGGGUGGUUAGUUGUUUUUUAGUUGAAUUGGUGGUUAAAGAAUGUAGAAUCACACAUGGGUUUGGUAAGGGGAAUUGAUACCCAUGUAACAUGGGGCCAUGGGAUGAUUUGAAAAAGCAACUCAGACAGUACAUCUAGUUCAUUUUGUAACAUAUUCUUUAAUUCUAAUUAUUAUUCAAUUUCUAAUGCCCAUUUUUGACUUUUCAUUUCUUUUUUCAUAUG
Messenger RNA from Amaranthus tricolor (Joseph's coat), 3471 nucleotides. Its product is annotated as receptor-like kinase TMK4. Gene Ontology annotation, molecular function: ATP binding; protein kinase activity; protein binding. The transcript is spliced from 2 exons. Gene Ontology annotation, biological process: protein phosphorylation. The record is from RefSeq and is a predicted model, not a curated record. The coding region runs from base 304 to 3054 and encodes 916 amino acids. NCBI's taxonomy places the organism in Eukaryota, Viridiplantae, Streptophyta, Magnoliopsida, Caryophyllales, Amaranthaceae.